AUGGGACAGCUGUUUCCUAUCGUUCCUAUCCAUAAGCUCGACCAAAAGCCCGGGGCUCGUGGGGUCUUGUCUGAUUUAACGUGUGACAGUGAUGGGAAGAUCGUUAAGUUCAUAGGCGGCGAGUCUAGCUUGCCGUUGCACGAGAUAGACAGUUAUGGAGGUGGAGGAAGGUACUUAUUGGGUCUAUUCCUUGGAGGGUCUUAUGAGGAGACUAUGGGUGGAGUCCAUAAUCUAUUUGGCGGGCCAAGCGUUGUCCGUGUCUCGCAGAGCGAUGGACCACAUAGCUUUGUAGUGACCAGAGCCGUGUCUGCCCAGUCCUCUUCUGAUGUUCUCUUAGCAGUGCAGCAUGAGCCCGAGAUAAUGCUUCAGACACUAAAGCACCGAGCAGAGGAAGUGAUGCAUACCAAAGGAAGUGGUGAAGAAGAUGAGAAUGAGUACAAGAACGUGGCUGCUUGUCUCGACCGUUCGUUCCACAACAUGCCGUAUCUCGCGACCGAGGAGGGCAUCAGUGAGUAA
This is a messenger RNA of Brassica napus (rape), 516 nucleotides long. Its product is annotated as arginine decarboxylase 2-like. The record is from RefSeq and is a predicted model, not a curated record. Gene Ontology annotation, molecular function: arginine decarboxylase activity. The transcript has a single exon. Gene Ontology annotation, biological process: L-arginine catabolic process; spermidine biosynthetic process. Lineage: Eukaryota; Viridiplantae; Streptophyta; Magnoliopsida; Brassicales; Brassicaceae. Bases 1 to 516 code for a protein of 171 amino acids.